Amaranthus tricolor (Joseph's coat) is the source of this 5692-nucleotide messenger RNA. RefSeq names its product GDT1-like protein 1, chloroplastic. Gene Ontology annotation, cellular component: chloroplast thylakoid membrane; Golgi apparatus. The record is from RefSeq and is a predicted model, not a curated record. The coding region runs from base 143 to 1297 and encodes 384 amino acids. The transcript is spliced from 12 exons. NCBI's taxonomy places the organism in Eukaryota, Viridiplantae, Streptophyta, Magnoliopsida, Caryophyllales, Amaranthaceae. Gene Ontology annotation, biological process: calcium ion transmembrane transport; manganese ion transmembrane transport; Golgi calcium ion homeostasis. Gene Ontology annotation, molecular function: manganese ion transmembrane transporter activity; calcium ion transmembrane transporter activity.
AAACGUCCCAAUCCACUCAAACGCUAUCAACAAUGAUCUCAAUUUUGGAAGCUCUGGAUAUGGAGGAGCCACACACUCACUUUUGGUCCACACCCUAACUAUUUUCUCUCUGUAAGCCGAUUGAGGUUUCCGAACGACGACGAUGAUGCUCUCGACAUCUCCUCAAACGCUUUUUGGAUGUUUUACAGCAUCCAAUUACGGAGGAAGAUUAUUCGAUUAUUCUCUUACUUCUUUCUCCUUACGUCGUCGAAUUCCCUGCGCUUUACAAUCGAGGGCACUAAGCAAGAGGUACAACUCUAUGCGAGAAGAAGAUUUUCGACUUUUUGCACAAAAAGUGUGGGAAGGGUCCAGUAAACUUGAGCGCAGGCCUGAUGAAAAUGAUAAUCAGCUCAAAGCUGCAAACAUGCUCAAGGAUGUUCAUGAUUUUGGUGCUUCAUAUCCAUCUACUUUAAAUAUGUGUAGAGCAGAUGACAUUGUUGCUGCUAUGGACACAUCAAGUCUCGAUAAAAGAACUCAGCAGUUACUAAAGUUUGUCUUUCUCUUUGGGAUACUCACAUUCCAGGGUGUUCAAAAUGCAAGCGCUACAUCGAGUUUUAUGGAUAACUUGCAGUCCGAUAACUUCUUUGGGGACCUUAGUGACAUUAGCACAGGUUUCACUUCAGCAUUCUUGUUGAUCUUCUUUUCUGAACUUGGAGACAAAACCUUCUUUAUUGCAGCAUUGUUAGCUGCCAGAAAUUCUGCGGCAAUUGUUUUCACUGGCACUUUUGGUGCACUUGCGAUCAUGACUAUUAUAUCUGUGAUACUUGGAAGAACUUUUCACUAUAUUGACGGUGUCAUUCCUUUCAGUUUUGGUGGAAGUGACUUGCCUAUUGAUGACAUUGCUGCAGUCUGUCUCCUUGUGUAUUUUGGGGUCACCACACUUAUUGAUGCUACCUCAAGCGACAGUCAGAAGGCUGAAGAUGAACAGAAAGAGGCUGAGCUGGCAGUUUCUGAUUUUUCUGGAAAUGGAGCUGGUAUCCUAGCUGCUGCUAGCACAAUCGCUAGUACGUUUGUAUUGGUUUUUGUUGCUGAAUGGGGUGACAAAUCAUUCUUCUCAACAAUAGCGCUUGCUGCAGCCUCGUCACCACUUGGAGUCAUAGGUGGAGCUCUUGCUGGUCAUGGAGUAGCAACCUUGCUUGCUGUUGCUGGGGGAUCAUUGCUGGGUACCUUCUUGUCCGAAAAAGUCAUUUCAUACGUUGGAGGUGUUCUUUUUCUGGUUUUUGCCGGUAUAACAUUGGUAGAGAUAAUUCAAGGUUAGACACAUCUGUUCUUGUAUUUCUAAGAAGGAAUGGUCCUUAUGUUGCCAAUUUGUAAAAAGGCGACAUAGGCUCUUUCUGAUUCUGACGUUAAUUAUUCAUUUCAAGAUCAAUUGCUCAUUUAUUUUUCUCAUGGCUCUUCAUCUGUUCAUAGUAAUCUUACUGAGUGAUUCAUCUUUCACGAUUGUAGCUUAGAUAUCAUCUCUAUUAAAAUGUUGAAUUUUCUUGCCUGAUGUAGCUAAUACAUGCUUCUGGGUUUGUAUUGUUCCUGGAAUUAGUGAAAUUGUAUGAAAUGAUCUCACAAGAGUUUCAUUUAACAUAAGUGAACAGGUAGCGUAGUGGUUACUGCUGGUUUACUGGUUACUAAUUAGUUCCUUCUUCCGAAUCCGAGGUUUAAUCCUCAACUCGUAUCUUCUUUUCCUGCUCACUGUGGUGCAUAGUACUCCCUGCAUAAAAUCUAGAGUCCAUAUAAUAAAGCUUGUAGAAAAGUUAUGAAACCAAUAGAAAAUGUUACUUCUUCCAUUUCAAUUGUUGGCUAAACUUUGAUCAAAACCGUGAUUUUGAGAUUUUUUUUUUUAUUAAAGUGUAACCAACAAAUUAAAACAGAGUUGUACUUUUAAAGGUUGAGGAGGGGGCAUGUCCCUAUAAAUGUGCUUUUGCUCCUUUGUUCUCUUUGGUUGAUAGUAACUACAUAGGAGUGUUAGAAUUGAACUGAAUUGGUUUAAACAGAAUUAUUCUUAAGCAGGUGAAGUUAAAUUGAACUACAUGGAAAAAUGGUCAAAAUGUUGGAAUAAAAAUAUAUUUUUUAGUAGAACUAAACGAAAUAGAGAUAAGUGAAAAUGAUUGAACUGAAUUAAAUAGGUUUAACUCAAAUGGAGUGUAGCAAACAAGCCCAAGAGUAUUUAUAUUGUUGGGACAUUUAUUUGUUCUUUAAUAUGGCAUGAUGACUAGAAUAAGAUAAUUUGCAAACUAUAUUAUAUCUUCUUUUAUAAAAAAAUUUAGAAUCAAUACAUAAAUAUUUAUAUAAUGAUUCUAAUUUUAUUUAUUUAAUUUUUUUUUUUUGAAUCAUUUAUGCUCUAACCAUGUGAAUUUUCCUGGCAAUAAUUUCCACUUUUCCUUCGAUUUUGCAUUUUCGCCUUAAAGAAUACAAAAGUACUCAUUUGCUAAAAAAUGUUUGCAUCAGAGCGAUGAAGACAGCACUUAUGACACAAUUACGUGUUUUUGAUUGUUUAGUGAAGUGCAUUAUGCACUAAAACUAAAUUAAAAGGGAACGGCGAAUAUUAGGAGACCAAAAUUGGUGGAUCUACUUUCCUGUGUGUUAUUAAUACCUGUCUCGUGGAACUUGGGUUUAUUUAAUUACGCUAAUUCUCCUAUAAUAUACUUCAUAGAAGUCUCACGAUGGGACCACAGGCUCAUUAGAUAUUGAUGCUAGAUUCAUCCGUCUGGCAGUGUGCACAAUAAAAGAAAUGUAACUUGGGGUUAUGAAUUCUGCUACACAUAACGCUAUUAGCGUGAGUUAUUGACUGUAAUUAUUGAUUAACUAGAUAGAUUUUAUAUAAAAUAUGAAUGUUAUAAAUAUUUAUUGAUAUGAAGAAUGAUCUUAUUUUAUAAAAUUAAUUUAUUUACGACAUAAAUUAUAGAAGUAUGUUGGUUAUUGAGUGUUUAUAAGAGAAAUAGUGGAUUAAAAGGCAAAAGUCAGUAAAAAAAACUAUUUGGGUCUGCCUGGAUUGGGAGUAUUAUAGGAAAAAUAGUAGCCCACUAAAUAGUUAAGGGUAUUUAAAUGGGCUAGAUUGAAAGUAAUUAUUUGAGCCCGUUAAAUUUUACCCCAAAUAUGGGGGUACUUAGUACCUUGCCCCACUCUAGAGUAAUUAAUCCAACAAACUACUCCUUCAUCACGUGCAUUCCUCCGUCUUCUUUCUUUUCAUUUUAAAUAUUCUUUGUCUUAUCAAUUCAUCUCUUUCUCUUUCCUUUCUCAUGUUACUCUCCAAUCUACAUAAAAAUUAUAACUUAAAAAAUUUUGUAGAUUAUAUAUUUUUCUUUUUUGUAGAUAAAAAUCAUCAAUUUCAUUCCAUCGUUUUUAGUUUCUCUAAUUUUUUUUUAUUGAAUUUUUCUGGAAUUUGAUAUUCGAAUUUGAGAUAUUUUAUGAGCAUUAUAAAGAAUUUAUAUAAAAAAAACUUAUUUUUGUAUCUAAAAAUAAUUAUUUUGAAUUUUAACAGCUUUUUAUGGUUUUUAGGUUAAAAUUUUAAGAGCUUAUGAGUCAUGAGGAUUAUCUUCAAAAUUAAUGGAGAGAGAGAGGGAAGAGAUAAAUACCAAUUUACCUUCAGACUUCAUCUUUCUAAGAGUGAAAUUGAAAAUGAUUCUUUGUGAAUAUUUCCACUAAUUUACCAGUUAAUAUGCCAAACUACAUAUCCUAUAACUCCGAAAAUUUUUUAUCUCCCUUAUUUGUUUCCUAUACUAUUUAUGACAUAAAAAAAAGUUAUGUUUACAUUUUUUAAAGUAAUAUGUGCAUUAGCACGAAUAUAAUCUUGUUUCAAAAAGAAAUUGAAGGUUUUGUAGUACAUUAUAUAUACGUAGCGGUUCCAUUAGAUCUUUAAAAUAUUUCUAAAAUAUUGUAAAUGAUUUUAAAAUCAAAUGACCUGAGAAUAAGCUUUUCCAAUUUCUAUAAUUAAGUUCUCAUUUCUUUGUUGAACAAGACUUGAUCAAGAGGAAUCAAUUCACUUAAGUAGCUAAUUAGCUAGGACGUGUUUUUUCUAUCCGUUCGUUAUAAUUUUUUUUAGUUAUUUUUUUAAACUAAAAACUGAAAGUGGAUAAUAAUAAAAGGUGAUUUUUAUUUUCACUUUUUAGUUGAUAUUUUUCAUAAUGAUACAAAAAUAAAUAAUAAAAAAUAUAUAAUAAGACGAAUUUUACAUAAAUAUUAUAGUAUUCGAUAUAUUUUUUGUGUGCCUCAAUUAGCAUUAUUUGUUUUUUUGGUAAAAUUAUUAAAAAGGAGAAUUGAAUUGCAUAGAUGAUAAAAUUGAGUAAUUAAGAUAGAAUGAGAAAGAUCGUAAAUGUGAUUAAAAAAUUAGAAUGAAACCACUUCUAAAUAAAAGAAAGUGUAACCAAUGGAUCAAAAGAAAAUAAAAAAUGACCGGAAAAAUAGGAAGAAAAUAAAAUUAGAAUGAAAUAUCUCUCGAAAAAUUUAUAUAGAUUUUUCUCCCUUUAAAAUAAAUUAUUCUAAAUAGAAGAACAGGAAGGGAAGAGAGCCUACAGUAGAAUUACAAAAAGUAUAAAUUAAAUUGAGUAAAAAUGACUUUCUAUAAAAAAGCAUGUGAUCACCAAUCACUUUGGGGAUUUGGGACGACUAAAAAGUGGGAAACUAUAAGUUGGUCGUUGAAAUCGUAGGGACUAGGGAUUAGGGAAACUAAAGUGGAGGGGGGCAUAGAUCUUAUAAUGGAAUAAAGUUUACUCGAGUGGUCUCAUUACUACUUAUUAGUGUUUUAAUUAAAUUAAUUUAAUGGGAGAAUUUAGGGGUCGGGUUAUGCUAUUUGUUAGAUUGUUUAAUAUCUUUUCAAAUGAACGGGAAUCAAGUAUUCCUUAUGUUUCUAUUUUUUAGUCGUAUUUUUCUUUGUAUCCCUUUUGUAUUUAGUUAUGUUUAUUUUUUAUGAAAAUGUCUUCAUCAGUUUUUUAACUUUUAUUAUGUAUUUUAAUUUUUUUUCUAAUUUUAUGACGAUUUGUAUUGAACAUCACUAAAAAAAAGACUCAGCAUAAUAAUAAAAGAAUUCUACGUUUAUAUGAAAUUGUCUUGCUUUUUGAAGUUAUUCUUCCAUAUUUUGUCAUGUUAUUUUUUUAUGUAAAUAUCCUUACCACUUUUAUCUAAUCUAAUCCACAUUUUUCUCGAUUUUUCUUUUAAUAUUAUUUAUAAAUUUCUUUGUACUAAUUGAGUAAUUUUCCAUAUUGCAAUAUCACAAGAGGAGGAGUAUUCAUAAUUUAAUUGGAAACAAUUAAAGUAGAAGAGUAAUGGCUAAAAAGGGUUUUCUUUAAAAAAGUGUGGUCAAUGGAGCUCAAUUCUCGUAUUUGUACCUUAUGCUUUUAACAAGAUCGUGUACUAAAAGACCGCAUCUCCAACGCAUAUUCUUUGCGGAAAACCUUUCUUUUGUAAAAGGCAACCAUCUCCCCUUUCUACCACCUAAUUAUAACAUUUAUAAGUAAGAUAAUGUUUAGUAUUUAUCUAACCAUAACUUUUAUGAGUGAGAUAUACUUAUUGGAUAACAAUGAAGUUACUCAACAUUUUAAUUAAUAUUUAGCAUGACUUUCAAGUUUCAUCAAAAAUCUUAUCCAAAUACCUGUAGAGAGUAUUGUUUUCUUCAUCCUGUUUUAUUCGCUACACAAGAGCUUUGAACAAGAAUUAUAAAUUUUUU